This is a messenger RNA of Pleurotus ostreatus (oyster mushroom), 537 nucleotides long. RefSeq lists its product as uncharacterized. The transcript has 4 exons. The record is from RefSeq and is a predicted model, not a curated record. Lineage: Eukaryota; Fungi; Basidiomycota; Agaricomycetes; Agaricales; Pleurotaceae. The coding region runs from base 1 to 537 and encodes 178 amino acids.
AUGUUCGCCUCAGUCUAUGUCGCCGCCACCUUUCUUGCGACUCUCGCCCACGGGCUCACCAUAGAUAUUUCUUCGCGCCAAGUUGCUGCUGGCAAUGCUUCAACCAUCUCUACCCAGAUCCACCCAUUUGGGGUUGUUGGCAAGUGCUUAAACGUCAAAGGCAAUGUCACCGCAAACGGCACGCCUGUUCAAAUCUUCGACUGCAAUGGCUCUUCCGGACAGAAUUGGUCAAUUGUCAAAGGCCAAACAAAGGUGCGACUCGCUGGUACCAACUUCUGCUUGGACGCUGGCUCCAAGCCUGCCAGCGGCGUAGCACUGAAGAUUUGGACAUGCUACGACAACCUCCCCGCUCAGGAUUGGUGGUUCACGAACGAUAGCCGUAUAGCUGUCACUAACAAGGGGCAAUGCAUGGACUUCAAAGAUGGGUUGUUCACCAACAACAACACCGUCCAGACUUGGAAGUGCACAGAUAACAACACCAACCAAGUGUGGAGCUUAGCCUCCGUCACCAGCGGUACACCGUCACCAGUAGCCUAA